Molecule: messenger RNA, 1897 nt
Organism: Pyricularia oryzae 70-15
Lineage: Eukaryota; Fungi; Ascomycota; Sordariomycetes; Magnaporthales; Pyriculariaceae
Exons: 2
Coding region: 56-1396 (446 amino acids)
Molecular function (GO): S-adenosylmethionine-dependent methyltransferase activity
Source: RefSeq, a predicted model, not a curated record
UGUCUGACUUGGGUAUCAAAUCAAGGUUUCGUAACAGAAUAUAGAGUGAUUUAAAAUGAGGCUCCAGAAUGCAUCUUUGUUGGUGCUAAUCUCCAACUGCUGGCUGCACACGACAGCAGUCGCAUCGUCCCACAAUGUGCUUGACAACGAGAACCUCGCGUCAAUCCCCACGGGAGAUCUACUCCCAGAAGCCGGCGAGUGGUUCCAGCAGGACACCCGCCUGACAAGCCCUCGCCACCAAGCGGAAAAGGAGCAGCUGCUCCUGCGCAUGGACAAAUCCCACGGCAGCUGGGACACCAACCACCCGCGCGCCCGCCUCCUCGAUGCGCUGGCCGCCUACAGCCAGUUUGGCGAGCUGACCAAGGCCGAGCUGAAGAGGUGGAGGGACCUGUACGGCAACGUGCCCCAGAAGCAAAAGAACAUACUGGAGAGCGCCGCGGGCUACACUGCCAAGUUUGAUACUGCCGAGGAGCUGGCCGACGUCAAUGGUCGGCUGUGCAAGCGCAUCGUCGACACGGCGCUCGAGUUCUACCAGCUCAAGCCCAGGGAGCUCAAAGAUCACAUCGCGGCUCUCAAGAAUGCCGGGAGGACGCCGGAUCGCAUCAGCGUGUCGCAGGCGUUGAAGCACUACGUCCGCGAUUGGUCCACCGAGGGACGGUCGGAGCGCGAUGAUGCGUUUCCCUGCAUCAAGUCUACGCUGCAGUCCCUUUACCCGGACCGAGAAACUACCCCGGUGAAAUUGCUGUUUCCUGGCGCCGGCCUUGGCAGACUCGGGCAUGAUGUAGCUGCACUCGAGAACUUUGAGGUGACCACCAACGAAUGGUCCAUGUACAUGAACGUAGCCUACCGCUUCCUCCAAGCCCACAGCAACCCCGACUCCUUCGCAGCACACCCCUUCAUCGACAACUGGUCACACCACGCCACCGCAGCCAACCAGUUCCGCGGCGUCUCAUCCCCCGACGUGCGCCUAAACACCAGCGCGGCGCUCCUCGUCGAGGGCGACUUCACCACCGUCUUCUCCAAGCCCGAGAAGAAGGACAUGGCCGCGUACGACGCCGUCGUGACGCACUUCUUCAUCGACACGGCGCGGAACCUGAUGAGCUACAUCGACACCAUCUACGCCGUGCUCAAGCCGGGCGGCUACUGGAUCAACUUUGGCCCGCUGCUGUACGGCACCGGUCCGUGGGUGCAGCUGUCGCUGGAGGAGGUGGUCCACGUAGUCAAGGCGAUGGGCUUCGAGUUUGUGCCGCUGGACGCGGCGGGCGAGUGCGGCCCCCUCACGCUGGACGGGGAGCUGGUCAGGGGCACGAGGGCCGUCUAUGGGUUCGACGAGAGGGCCCUGACGAGGAAUGCCUACGCUGCGCAGGUGUGGGCUGUGCGCAAGACUGCUCACUGAUUUUGAAAAGAAAUCUGUAGUCCAAGUGAAUGGUGCUUUGCUUUAUUUAUAUGAGAAACGACAAGGAUUUGACAAUGCAUGGGUUCGUCUCGCCAACUAAGAGCAUGAGGCAAGCCCAAGUGCUUUGGUGCCAAGUCAAAAGGCCUGAUUUCCGCUCAAUAUCGACAUGGAAAGCUUUCGCUUGGUCACCUCCCCUCCCCUCAGUAUAUUCUGGAUAGCCAAAAUGUUAACCAGGACAAUCUGGCAGCAAAGAGUUGGGCGUUAUUUUCCCCGUCAAUUGGUUCCAAAAGGGAAUACGCCUGGAUCUCAUGGCGGCCCCUUACUGCAGCAGAAGUUUCGCGACAGAGUAGAGACCACAUGAAGACUAAAUUGAUAAAAGAUUAAAAAAAAAAAUAGGCAAAGGAAAUAAACAUAAAAAAAAGUCAUUUUGGGUUCUGACUCAAAUUGCACAGAGAAAAGAAAAAGAAAAAUAUUUGCCAAAACAAACAAAACAAUUAUGGA